AUGGAGCCAGCCACUUCCCUGUCAGCCUCCCUUUUCUUCUCCAUUCUCAGCCUGCUGGCCCUCGUGUCAGCCCAGUUUACUGUCGUGGGGCCAACGGAUCCAAUCCUGGCCAUGGUAGGAGAAAAUACCACGUUAAGCUGUCACCUGUCUCCUGAGAAAAGUGCGGAGCACAUGGAAGUGCGGUGGAUCCGGACUCAGUUCUCCCCUGCAGUGUUCGUAUAUAAGGGUGGACAACAGAGGCCAGAGGAGCAGAUGGAAGAAUACCGAGAAAGAACCAGCCUUGUGAACGACAACAUUGGCAAAGGCCAUGUGGCACUGGUCAUCUACAACAUCACUGCCCAUGAGGAUGGCACCUAUCGCUGCUACUUCCAAGAAGGCAGGUCCUACGACGAGGCAAGCUUGCGCCUCAUGGUGGCAGGCCUGGGCUCUCAGCCCAGCAUCGAAAUGAAGGGCCAUGAGGAUGGAGGCGUCUUGCUAGAGUGCACAUCCGAAGGGUGGUUCCCAGAGCCCCAUGCACUGUGGAGAGGCCCUUACGGUGAGGUCCUGCCCGCCCUGACUGACUCGUACACUGUAGAGGCAGACGGCCUCUUCACAGUGACCACUGCUGUGUUGGUCAAAGACAGCUCUGUGAGGAACAUGACCUGCUCCAUUAACAACACCCUGUUGGGCCAGGAGAAGGAAACUGUGAUUUUCAUUCCAGAGUCCUUUACGCCAGGCAUAUCUCCUUGGCUGGGGACCCUGGCUGUCAUCCUUCCUGUCCUCACCCUGCUCGUGGCUGGGAGCAUCUGUCUUGUCAGGAAGCUCCACAGGGAAAAGGAGAUUCUCUCAGUGGAAAAGGAGAUUGAACAUGAAGAGAAAGAAAUUGCAAGGCAGCUUCAAGAAGAAUUGCUAUGGCGAAGAACCCUCCUAAAUGCCGCUGAUGUGGUUCUGGAUGCAGACACUGCUCAUCCCGAGCUCUUCCUGUCGGAGGACGCAAGAAGCGUGAGGCGUGGCCCCUGCCGGCAGAGCGUGCCCGACAACCCUGAGCGCUUCAGCUGCCGGCCGUGCGUCCUGGGCCAAGAACGCUUCGCCACGGGGCGGCACUACUGGGAGGUGGAGGUGGAAAACGUAAUGGUGUGGGCAGUGGGGGUUUGCAGAGACAGCGUGGACAGGAAGGGUGAAGCUCUACUGCUGCCUCAGAAUGGCUUCUGGACCCUGGAGAUGUUUGGCAACCAGUACCGGGCCCUGUGUUCCCCUGAGAAGAUCCUGCCACUCCGAGAGCGCCUCCGCCGGGUGGCCGUCUUCCUGGACUACGAGGCUGGGGAUGUGUCUUUCUACAACAUGAGGGACAGAUCACACAUCUAUACAUGCCCCCCGCCGGCCUUCUCAGGGCCCCUGAGGCCCUUCUUCAGGCUGGGCUCUGAUGACAGCCCUCUCGUCAUUUGCCCAGCCUUCACAGGGGCUCGGGGAAUCACUGUGCCUGAGGGAGGCCUAAUCCUGCACAGACCAGAAUCCCACCAGCCCCCACAGGACCGAUUUCCUCGUCUCAGAACCAUCUCUAGAGAAGGCCUGCCAUGA
Molecule: messenger RNA, 1557 nt
Organism: Ochotona curzoniae (black-lipped pika)
Lineage: Eukaryota; Metazoa; Chordata; Mammalia; Lagomorpha; Ochotonidae
Product: butyrophilin subfamily 2 member A2-like
Exons: 7
Coding region: 1-1557 (518 amino acids)
Biological process (GO): regulation of cytokine production; T cell receptor signaling pathway
Cellular component (GO): external side of plasma membrane
Molecular function (GO): signaling receptor binding
Source: RefSeq, a predicted model, not a curated record